Molecule: messenger RNA, 968 nt
Organism: Glossina fuscipes
Lineage: Eukaryota; Metazoa; Arthropoda; Insecta; Diptera; Glossinidae
Product: tetraspanin-6-like
Exons: 5
Coding region: 70-783 (237 amino acids)
Cellular component (GO): membrane
Source: RefSeq, a predicted model, not a curated record
UCAGUCUAGGGCUUGUUAAUAAAAGAAUUAUCUUUUAGAAUUUUUUUCAUUUUUCAAAGAAACGCAAAAAUGAAUUCUAAUGAAAGUUUGAUGUCGUAUCUUUGUUUGAGAUCUCUUUUAAUACUCUUCAAUAUUGCAUUUUGGUUAUCCGGUUUAUCGCUAAUAUGGAUAGGAGUUUGGCUGCAAACCGAUUUUGAAAAUUAUUUGAUAAUCAGCGCAAACUAUUCUGAACAAGUCUAUGGCAUAUUAAUAGUUAUGGGUGCGACUAUCAUUUUCGUGACUUCUUUAGCCUGUUCUUGCAUUGUCAAAAUACAAUCAAUGCUGGUUAUUAACGGGGGUAUUUUGAUAACAAUGUUGUUUUCAUUACUUUCAUUAUCGAUUUAUAUUUAUACAUAUAAAAACCAAGUGAUAAAUGGUAUAACUGAUGGCAUUUCGAAUGAGAUCAACAACUACAACUUUAGUAAUUCAACAAAUAAUGAUAAUCUUUUGGAUACAGUUCAGAAAAAUUUACAAUGCUGCGGUAAUCAAAGUUUUAUAGACUGGCCACAAGAUGCGAUACCGAAAUCAUGUUUUAAAAACUUGAAACUUUACAACUCUGUACCAAACAUUACAAAUAUUUACGAAACGGGAUGCGCGUACAAAUUAAAAAAUGUUAUAAAUAAAAAUUUCACUGCGAUAGGUUUAACCAUAUCAAUAAUAGCUCUGUUUCCUUUUUUUGGUGCAGUGUUAUCUUUUGGCUUAUCCUUGAUGUGCAACAAAGGCGGUUACGAGAUGAUUGUUUAGACCGCAAAGAAGAGUUUCUUUUUUUUUACUUAUUUAAAAUUACUUUAAUAUUAAAAUUAACUUAAUAUUAUAAUUAAUUUAAUAUUAUUAUUUCUGAGAAAUAUUCAUAUGUUUUUUGUGUCCUUGCAUUGGGUUUGCAAUUGAAAUAUACAAUACUUGUAAACAUGGCGCUUGAAAGUAGGCAA